UAGUGGCAGGCCAAGUGCGAUUGGCCCUGACAAUCGGGCACGGCGAUUGGCCGAUGUUGGCACUGCCAGGAGGCGGAUCCUACCGUCGCGGUCUCAACGUGUUGGGGUGAUGGUAAAGGGGAAAGAGAAUACCCGGCGUCAGCCGUUCCGCGCUCGAAAACGACGCGGCGACGGGGACGGCUCUAGAAAAAGACAGCGAGAGGUUCUAUGGAGAGAGGGUGACACACGGUGUCGCGUACGGGGGGUUUCAGUCUGUGUUCACCCAUGAGAGACACACCACUAUCGGCGACACGCUCCGCUCACGUUGCGAGGGUGAAGGCUCGCUCCUCGUUCGCCAACCGGUCACAUUCUCUCGUUCUUCAAGAGGAUCGCCUGUCGUUUGCGUUGAAUCUGAACGUGUCGCGAUUGGACAAUCGUGAUUUUACCAUUGAAGAGGACAUCAUCGAGAAUAGACCUAAUUUUUAGAAAAAAAAAUAGUAUAAUUCGGAUGAAACAUAUUGUAACACAAGUAGCGCGUGUCAUUUUGAACCUCAGUUGAUCUCGCGUCUGACACGCAUGAGAUGAAGUGACGAGAACGGUGACAGUAGUUACUAGUUAAGUGAAAUGUCAAUGAAGUGUUAAUAAAGGAGAGAAAUUAUACAUGUUUCAUCGAGACGGUAAGCUUCAUACGUAAAUUGUGAGCACAACUGUAAAUUGUGAACAAUUGGAAUUUGUUAAACUGAGUGAUGGAGUCAAAUUGUGCGCGUCAUAGCAAGUGGUCGACACAACAUUGAAAUCAGUGACAAUUGAUCCAAAUUAGAAAGUUUUUAGAAGGAAGAUAUCGGAGAGAAAAGUUUUGGGAAAAAAGAAAAUGUUACGAAGAUUAAUUAUUGGGAGAAAGAUUGAAGAAGACUAUCUUGGAAACAUGAACCGUUAUCCUUAGUGAUGAUCUAACUUUAGUGACCUUGGAUGAUCUCGGACGUUUGAUCCGACCGCGGCGUGAGCCAACGGCGGAGUUGGAGGACGAGUUCAGGAGUGGUGUGGUUCGAAAGGGUGGUGCGACGUUCGGGUACGCAAGUCUGCAGGCCAGCUCUGGGGUGCCGGGCCCGGGCGGGGUGAUGAGCUGCUCCGAUGUGAUGUAUCAAUAUUAUCCUUACAUCUACCAGACCCAUCGGCCACCGCCGCCGCAUCCGAGCCACCCCCAUGCGGCCCCGCACAACCACCCCCACGCUAAUCCGCACGCGGCCCACCACAGCCCAGCCAGACCGGCGCCCUUUCAACCCUUCCCGGCGGCGACGGCGACGCAUCAGUAUGACAGGCUGAAUGUUCACCAAAGAUCCCUGGAAGCAGCCGGUAUCGAGCUUUGCGGCGCCGGCGGAAGCGUCCCUCAAGGUCAGCCGAGCAGCGCGGGUUCCGUAGGGUCCGCGCCGAGUCCUGCGUCCCCAAGGCCAACGCCGCAACCGCGACCACCCCUCGCAACCACCACCUCGCAACCCUCGCGAACGUUGGACGACGACAGAUCGACAGACGGUGAGAUGAUUAAUUGUCUCGGUUUGCAGCAACGUGUGUCUCGUCACGUGAACACCUGCGUAUUAAUACACCGGCUCGCAGGCGUGGGUGCCGGCACCACCGAGGACUCCGACGACGGUGAGAGCAGAGCGCAGUACGUUAACGCGAAUUGCGUCGUGUUCACGCAUUAUCGAGGCGACGCGGCGUCGGAAGUGGAGGAACACUUUCAAAGGGCCCUCGCACACGACAAGUUAAAAGAAAAUAUCUCCCCUAUGUCCAUGAGGAACUUUCCCCCUUCUUUUUGGAAUAGUCAGCAUCCCAGUGAUGUCUACGAGUACCCGACGGAUCCGUGGCAUCCGCAUUACCCGCAGUACCAUCACAGGGCCGUGCACGAGUACCACCACCACAAUAUGGCAGCGGCGGCGAGUUAUAGUGGCCUUCUGCUGGGUGGUGCACGCGGCCUCGGCCACCACACGUCUCACCACGCGGCGCAUCACGCGCACGCCGCGGCGACCUACAAGGAGUGGACGUCGGCGACGCCGUCGCAAUCCCUCGUCGACGCUUCCUCGGCGCCGCCCUAUCCUCACGGCCACUACGCACCCCUCUCCGGUAAGACUCGAGUCUCAAGUUCAGGAUUCCAAGGACCUUUAUUGGUUCUAGGAUCGAGCGUUGAUCGGCAGGAGGCAUGCGAUUUCCUUAAAUUCAGAAGACGACUGAAGGACUGUGUUUCGAUUAAUAAGAAAAUUUAAUAAUGCGAUCUAAACGAUAUAGAUCGUAGAGGCGCGAAUGUAGCGGGAACGAGGACUUUGUUAAGCGAAAAUGACGACUGAGACGUUCGUCGUUGUCAUGUACAUAGUGUUACCUACAUCUUUUAAGGAUCUACUAUUAGCAUAAAACAGAUAGUAUUAGACGAAUACUUGCGCGCACUAUUACCUUUAUAGUGAUUGCAGUGUCUGGCGUCGUGGAGAGAGAUUGGCCGUAAGAAUGCGACCGAGAAUCGUCUUCAGCUGGUACAAUAACGUAGUGCGAUUUAAACCGUCAAGGCAUCUAAAUUUCCCAAAUAAUUAAUAUAUAUCUUUGAUUUUCUUUUCUAAAAUAUUGAGUCUGUAAAUUUGAUAUUUUAUUAAAAAUGCAAUGGUUAAACAAUAACGAUCCAUUCGAAUGCAAUGGUUAAAUAAAAACGAUCCACAUUCAAAAAUUUACUAGAAGCAAUUUUAAAUUUAAAGAGCAAGAUUUUUUUUAAUUUUUUAGUGUCGAGAUCGCUGAUUAGAACUAGGAAAUAAUUAUUUGACAAAUUUAGCUGCCGACUUAAGUGAAGUAUUUAUUGACCAAUGAUCUUGCCAUAUAUAUAAAUAUAUUAUUAUUAUUAAUGUAUCAUAAACAAUAGGCGCCGCAAAUAUUCUAAAAUCUCCCCCGAGUUAGCGAAUUAAAAUAGUUAUUAUCCGACGAGUCAACUCUAUUAUUCUUUGCACCCCUGGCUGCACCUCUCGCACAUCUUACCUCUUCAUCUCUCAAAUCUUUUCCACCCGCUACUCCAUCGUUUAGUAACUGUCCGGUAUAAUCACCGUCGUAUUACCUACAUUAAGCACAUCGUAUCCAUCUCAUGUUAU
Temnothorax curvispinosus is the source of this 3098-nucleotide messenger RNA. RefSeq names its product protein vestigial (gene vg). Lineage: Eukaryota; Metazoa; Arthropoda; Insecta; Hymenoptera; Formicidae. Gene Ontology annotation, biological process: regulation of transcription by RNA polymerase II. Gene Ontology annotation, cellular component: nucleus. The transcript is spliced from 6 exons. The record is from RefSeq and is a predicted model, not a curated record. Bases 1098 to 2237 code for a protein of 379 amino acids.